AUAAAUCUAUCAAUCAAAAAAGUAUCAAACCAAGACUUUUAAAACCUUCCAAUUUAAAAAAAAUAAAUGAUGACGAGGAUUUUUUUGAAAAACCACCUCAAAUCAACAUACCAUGGGAAGAAGUUGAAGAAGGAUUUGAAAGUCUUUUUGUUUGCAAGUCUGAUGAUAUAGUAAAAAAGAAGCACCUAAUUUCAGCAAAACAAAUGAUACAAAAAUUAAGACCCAAUAAAGUUUAUCCUAUUGAUAAACUGGAUAAAUAUGAAAAUAAAUUAAAUGAAUGGAUUAAAGAAUUUGAAAGAGAUUUACAGGAAUCUCAAUUAGAUGAUAAUAGUGAUGGGGAUGAGAAAUAUGGGGCUCAUCAUGUUUUACGUGAAAAAGCAAGAAAAAACCUUGAAAUUUACACUAACAAUAUGAAAAAAAAGAUGACUAAGAAUAACAAAAGAAAAAAAGAAUAUAGCGUUGGUGAAUGUGUAAAAAUAUCAAUACCUAAAAAGGAUAGAAAUUCAACAGAUAGAAUUUUUGUAUUUUGCAAAAUAAUAAACAUUUUAGAUAAUGACAUGUUUCAACUAUCAUGUCAAUUUGGAAUAAUUGAAACGUGUUACUCAUCUUCUGAAUUGGAACCAUUGGAGAAUCAAGAUGUACCUGGGCUUGAUAAUUCGCCUACAAACAAAAUUUCACUUAGAGAAGCUGCUCGUUUGCAAAGUGUUUAUAAUGAGGGUAAUGAUAAUAAUAAUAUUUGUAUUUGUAAUUGCAAAAGAGGGUGUAGAAAUAAGAUUUGCCCAUGCAAAAAGAAAAAUUUAAAUUGUACUACUCACUGCCAUUCUGGAAAAUCAUGUUUUAAUAGAAUUGUAUAA
This is a messenger RNA of Entrophospora candida, 854 nucleotides long. The record is from the annotation of a GenBank genome assembly. NCBI's taxonomy places the organism in Eukaryota, Fungi, Glomeromycota, Glomeromycetes, Entrophosporales, Entrophosporaceae.